Molecule: messenger RNA, 1982 nt
Organism: Sinocyclocheilus anshuiensis
Lineage: Eukaryota; Metazoa; Chordata; Actinopteri; Cypriniformes; Cyprinidae
Product: zinc finger protein Pegasus-like
Exons: 4
Coding region: 398-1651 (417 amino acids)
Source: RefSeq, a predicted model, not a curated record
GCGUACCGUCUGGUUGAACUUUCACCCCUGCGUUUUCUUUUGUUUUGAUGUCGCAGAACAUUAUUUUCACCCACCGAACUUGGGUUUUUACUCUCCGCUUACCAAUAACACAGUCCUAAAUGACACACGGAGUAUGUUUCAAAUACGUCGAUCCAACUGUCGGUCAAAUGUAAAGCUCGUUUAAAAUCUAUAUUUAACAGAACCAGUCGUGCUAACUCGCUGACGUUAGCUGCCCAGCAUCAACAUGGAGCUUUUUCCAGUCAGAUUUCUCUAAUAUCUCGUUAAAGAACGGGUCGUCAGUCAGAACAACCGAGUGUGGUUUUGAAUUCUCUGACGCCCUUGAAAAGCCUGUUUGAUCACGUUUAAGACAGCAGAGGACGACGGUGUAGAUCUUUCAAUGGGCGAGGAGAAGCCAGAACCACUGGAUUUUGUGAAGGACUUUCAGGAGUACCUGAGUCAGCAGACCCAACAUGUCAACAUGAUAUCUGGCUCUGUCAUCGGAGUGAAAGACAGUGAUGAUCUCCAAGGAGAACUUGGUCAGAAUGGCCUGGAGCACCCAGCAGUGGACAUAUCCUUAGAAGAUAGUUCAGGGAUGGUGGUGGAUGGCUUUGAGAGAACAUAUGAUGGUAAACUCAAGUGCCGCUAUUGCAACUACGCCACCAGAGGCACUGCACGGCUGAUUGAACACAUUCGCAUCCACACAGGUGAAAAACCCCAUAGAUGUCACCUGUGUCCUUUUGCCUCAGCGUACGAACGCCACCUGGAGGCACACAUGCGUUCUCACACAGGUGAGAAGCCUUACAAGUGUGAGCUCUGCUCCUUCCGCUGCAGCGAUCGCAGUAACCUUUCUCAUCACCGGCGGCGAAGACACAAACUCCUCCCCAUGAAGGGCGCACGCUCCGCUCUCUCUCACCGAAAGAUGCUCAGUGUUUUGCAGAAGAGAGGAAACUCACUUGGUUAUGGCCGCCGGCUGCUCAUCAACCUCAGCCCACCAUCCAUGGUGUUGCAAAAGCCCAGCUCAGAGCAGCACCACUUGGGUGACUUCUCUCAUGAUCUCCCUCCUCACGCCCACCUCCAUCAGGAGGCCUAUAAUGGUCUAGGAAAGGAUGCACAAAGUGGAGUAAUUGGAAGUGGCUCCAGAGAGGAGCAAGACAUGGCAUUGGACAACCCGCUGAACCAGCUUUCGACUUUGGCCGGUCAGCUUGCCAGCAUUCCACCGGAAGCCCAAGGUGCACCAGUGUCUCCCGGAGCAGAAUCUCUACCAGACGAAAAACCCACAUUCCUCAUCCAACAGCCUGUGACGGCGCCUGCUGCCGUUUCUGUCAGCGCGGCUCAAGCUUCUUCUCCCAUCACCCCCGAGCCCAGACCGGCUGCGCACAGCGGCUAUAGCCCAGAAGUUGGACCCUGCAGCGAGAGAACCAGCACUCCCAGUGGUACCAACAGCCAGCCAGGGACGCCCACCCCGGUACAGGACCCCCAGAUGCUCCACCACUGCCUCCACUGUCACAUAUAUUUCCCUGACAACAUCCUCUACACCAUCCACAUGGGUUGCCAUGGUUACGAGAACCCUUUCCAGUGUAACAUAUGCGGACACAGGUGCAGAAACAGCUAUGAUUUUGCCUGUCACUUUGCAAGAGGCCAGCACAAAUAAGGACACAUGGGUAUUGAUGUCCUCUUCUUUGCCCUGUUUUACAUAAUAAUACAAUUCUAGUAUCUGGAACAUUCCAAAGACAAAAUCCCUGCUUUGUGAUUAUUGUAUUUGAACUGUUAUCAGUAUGUUAUGCUGAAGCAAAGACUAUAGAAUACCCAAGACGUGUCACUCGUAUAGUUUUGAAUGGGGAAAAAAUGCAACGCUCAAUAUGGCCGCUUUAUUGAAGGAAGGCCCACCUCCUGAGUAAAAGAGCUAAUCGGUAAAGUCGUCGCAUCCCUGCAGCUGCCGUUUGAAGUCCCAGUUGCUAUAGAAACAGUCAGCAUUCUGAGAC